AUGUUGUCGCGGUCCCUGGCCGUCGCCGGCGCGUUCGUCGUGUCAAUCGCUAGCAGGGUCUCCCCAGCCAGCGCAAGCGCCCUCCAGGCCGAUCUAGACUAUGCUGUAUACGAAGGCUAUACUAACGCCACCUCCGGGCUGAACGAGUGGAGAGGGAUCCGCUACGCCGCCGCUCCCGUCGGCGCCCUGCGCUGGCAGGCGCCCAAAGCACCACCGACAAACCGCACCGCAGUCGUCUCGGCCGCCGAGUCGGGACCCCAGUGCCCGCAGGCCUAUCCAGCCGGCUCGCCGUUUCCCUUCACGGCGGGCGACGAGGACUGCCUGUUCCUCGAUGUCUACGCGCCGCAGAACGCCUCGGGUCUGCCGGUGCUGGUGUGGAUCCACGGCGGCGGAUAUGGCUUCGGGAACGGGUAUCAGUAUGACCUGGGUCCCUUCGUCAAUGCCAACAACAACAGCCUGGUGGCUGUCAGUGUCCAGUAUAGACUGGGCGUCUUCGGAUUCCUCUCAUCGCAAGAGAUCAAGGACAGGGGCGUCCUGAACGCCGGCCUGCUCGACCAGGCAUUCGCUCUGGAAUGGGUACAGAAGAACAUCAAGCAAUUCGGUGGCGACCCGAGCCGAGUCACGAUCUCGGGAGAGUCGGCGGGCGGGGGGAGUGUCAUGCUCCACGCCAUGGCGGCCAAUGCCAGCGUGGGAACCAAGCUCUUUCAAAACGCGAUUGCUGCUUCCCCUUAUCUGCCAACGCAAUGGAAGUUCAAUGACAACGUACCAACACAGAAGUAUUACAACUUCUCCGUGGAAGUUGGCUGCCCAAACAACGGGUCCGUCUUUGAUUGUUUGCUCACGAAGAACACGACCACGUUGCAAGUGGCCAAUAAUGACAUGUCCCAAGUAAGGGCCACAUAUGGCGAAUGGGCAUUCCUCCCGGUCACAGACGGGUCUUACGUGACCCAGCUCCCAAGCCAACAGCUGCAGAACAAGCAGGUCAAUGGGGUUCGCAUGCUGAGCGGCAACAACGCCAACGAAGGAGGGCUGUUCGCCCAUAAUCCAGGGGCUCCCAUCACCACCGAGAGCGGCGUCCGGGCAUUCGUCGCCGAGCGCUUCCCUAACCUCUCGCAGCAGGACAUUGACGAGAUCGUUGCCGCAUACCCCGGUUCGGAAAAUCAGACAGACUUCAAGCAGGAGACGGACGGGCUGCGCGGUCCGUACGCAACCAACGUGAGCCAGGAUGCCGUCGGCCCGCAGCAGCAGGCCAAUGCCAUCUACGCCGAGUCGACCUUCGUGUGCCCGGCCUACUGGCUCGCGUCAGCCUUCACCGGCGCCGGCGCCAGCUCGGCCGCGUACCACUACCAGUACAGCGUGCCGUUUGCGCAGCACCAGGCCGACAUCAGCGCGUACUGGGGCCCGGCGACGCCGAACCUGAGCGCGGGCUUCGUGGCGGCGUUCCAGCAGAUGUGGGGAAGCUUCGUCGCGCAGGGCCGGCCGGCCAUCGUCACCACCAGCAGCAACGGCUCCGCCGCCGCGCCGCCGCCCAGCUUCCUGGCCUGGACCGACCAGGCCCCGCGUCUGCUCAACCUCAACCAGACCGGCGGCGUGCCCUACUCGGCGCUCUCCAACUGGGGCACCCCCGUCACCCAGUACGCGGACCCCGGGCUGGUCAGCGUGUUUCAGACCGCGGAUGCGCACCAGUGGGAGGCCGGGCGGGGCCAGCGGUGUGAGCUGUGGAGGAGCCUGGGCCCCAAGAUCUUGAAGUAG
This is a messenger RNA of Neoarthrinium moseri, 1752 nucleotides long. RefSeq lists its product as uncharacterized. Bases 1 to 1752 code for a protein of 583 amino acids. Lineage: Eukaryota; Fungi; Ascomycota; Sordariomycetes; Amphisphaeriales; Apiosporaceae. The transcript has 6 exons. The record is from RefSeq and is a predicted model, not a curated record.